AUGGCUCUGACCAAACCUAUGAAUACCAUGCCCAUGGGCCCAUGGAAGAUCACAGUGUACGACCAGGAGUACUUCCAGGGAAAGCGUAUGGAGUUCACCGCCUGCUGCCAAAACAUCAUGGAGUGUGGCAUGGAGAACAUCCGAUCCCUGAAGGUUGAGUGUGGAGCUUGGGUGGGUUAUGAGCACUCCAGUUUCAUUGGCCAGCAGUUUGUCCUGGAGAAGGGAGACUACCCCCGUUUCGAGGCCUACAGCGGCAGCAACUCCUACCGCAUCGAGAGGAUGAUCUCCUUCAGACCCAUCUGCUCCGCUAGCCACAAGGAGUCCCGCAUAACCAUCUAUGAGAAGGAGAACAUGAUUGGCCGCCAGUUUGAGAUGUGUGAUGACUACCCCUCCCUGCAGGCCAUGGGCUGGUUCAACAAUGAGGUUGGAUCCAUGCACAUCCAGAGCGGAGCCUUCGUGUGCUACCAGUUCCCCGGCUACCGUGGCCACCAGUACAUCAUGGAGUGUGACUGCCAUGGAGGAGAGUACAAGUGUUACCGUGAGUUUGGCUCCCACGCCCAGACCCCUCAGAUCCAGUCCAUCAGGAGGAUUCAGCACUGAGCAGGAACCACAUUCAU
This is a messenger RNA of Oncorhynchus masou masou (cherry salmon), 617 nucleotides long. RefSeq names its product beta-crystallin A1-like. The coding region runs from base 1 to 600 and encodes 199 amino acids. The transcript is spliced from 4 exons. Gene Ontology annotation, molecular function: structural constituent of eye lens. The record is from RefSeq and is a predicted model, not a curated record. Gene Ontology annotation, biological process: lens development in camera-type eye; visual perception. NCBI's taxonomy places the organism in Eukaryota, Metazoa, Chordata, Actinopteri, Salmoniformes, Salmonidae.